AUGGCAUUUUAUCUCUCGAAAGACCAAGAAAAAGAAUUAGCACAAAUUGCAACGACCAUUGCUGCACCAGGAAAAGGAAUUCUUGCAGCAGAUGAAAGUUCAAAUACAAUCGCUAAUCGAUUCUCAUCGAUAAAUGUGGAAAACAAUGAAGAAAAUCGUCGAGCCUAUAGAGAAUUAUUAUUUAAAACUGAUAAAAGCGCAAUAGCAGAACAUAUUAGUGGUGUAAUACUUUAUCAUGAAACAUUGUAUCAUAAAACAGCUGAUGGAGUACCAUUUACAACAUUAUUAAAAGAAAAUGGUAUUACGCCUGGAAUUAAAGUUGAUAAAGGAACAGUGCUGUUGGCAGGUACAAACGGAGAAACGACAACGCAAGGCCUCGAUGGUUUGGAAGAGCGAUGUAAAACAUAUAAAAAUGAUGGUGCACAAUUUGCAAAAUGGCGUGCUGUCAUUAAAAUUGGUCCAAAUAUGCCGUCACAAUUAGCCAUUCAUGAUAAUGCCCAGAAUUUAGCCCGCUAUGCAUCGAUUUGCCAGCAGGCCGGUCUAGUUCCCAUUGUUGAACCAGAAGUUCUUCAAGAUGGAGAUCAUGAUUUGGAAACUUGUCAGCGAGUAACAGAAAAAGUGUUAGCUGCCGUUUAUAAAGCUUUAAGUGAUCAUCAUGUUUAUCUUGAAGGAACAUUAUUGAAGCCAAACAUGGUCACCGCUGGACAAGCAUGCACAAAACAGUAUACACCUGAGCAAAUAGCUCUUGCCACUGUACAAACAUUACGCCGAACGGUGCCAGCAGCUGUUCCUGGCAUUUUAUUUCUAUCUGGCGGUCAUACUGAAGAAAACUCUACAGUAUUUUUAAAUGAGAUAAAUAAAGUUACUUUGCACAAGCCGUGGCCAUUAUCAUUCAGUUAUGGUCGUGCAUUACAAUCAUCGGUAUUAAAAGCUUGGAAGGGAAAUAAAGAAAAUAUUGAACAUGCACAAAAAGAAUUUGUUCGAUUAGCUAAACAAAAUAGUUUGGCUGCAUCCGGAAAAUACAAUUCAACUGAUAAGAAAACCUAA
Messenger RNA from Didymodactylos carnosus, 1047 nucleotides. Lineage: Eukaryota; Metazoa; Rotifera; Eurotatoria; Philodinida; Philodinidae. The record is from the annotation of a GenBank genome assembly.